This is a messenger RNA of Brassica oleracea var. oleracea, 841 nucleotides long. Its product is annotated as protein RALF-like 4. Lineage: Eukaryota; Viridiplantae; Streptophyta; Magnoliopsida; Brassicales; Brassicaceae. The record is from RefSeq and is a predicted model, not a curated record. The transcript has a single exon. Bases 168 to 503 code for a protein of 111 amino acids.
ACCCUUCUUUAUCUUCAACAAAACCAAUCUUUCAUUUGUUCUUCUGCACAAUCUCUCAUACUUCUAUAUCUCCCUCUCCUUUCACAAGGAAGGGCGUAGAAGAUACCAAAAAACUCAAGCACAAGAGUAAUAAUAUAACUCAUCUAUACAAAAAAAAACUAUACAAAAUGGGUGAUGUUAAGUUGUUAUUCAUCUUUGGCCUCUUGGUUUUAGCCAUGGUAGCCAAAUCUGUCAAUGCAACCUAUCCAUUAACUAAAUCUUGCAUCAACGGGCAAGGUUGCAUCGGGGACGAUGAUGAACUCGAAUCUCUAAUGGAUUCAGAGACAAACCGUCGUCAGCUUGCUAGAGGACGUCGUUACAUUGGAUACGAUGCUCUCAAAAAGAACAACGUGCCUUGCAAUAGACGUGGCCGAUCUUACUAUGAUUGCAAGAAGAGGAGAAGGAACAAUCCUUACAGGCGUGGAUGCAGCGCGAUCACGCAUUGCUAUAGGUACGCUAAAUGAGAAACAAAAUGAUAGAGAGGAGGGGAGGAUUUGACUCAGCACGGUUCGAUCUUCAUUCACUCCUCAUUCCUGAUCGUUAAUAAUUUUCUUUCUUAACGUACCAUGUGUUAUACGUUUGAUUCAUUUUAUAUUUACUUUUGUUCUUUUUUUUUGUUUAUCUAUUUCAUCAUGAUGCAUAUAAGCUUUUGAUUCAUUUAUAAUCGCCUCUUUUCCUUUGUUGUUGUCCUUGUGUUUCGUUUCGUUCAUAUAUUUAAGUUCCGUUUGUCUAUUAUACAUCAUGAUGUUCUUAGUAAAAUUAAGCAUUUGUUUUUAAAUGAGGGCCCAAGUUGGAACCUAUU